Molecule: messenger RNA, 5552 nt
Organism: Labrus mixtus (cuckoo wrasse)
Lineage: Eukaryota; Metazoa; Chordata; Actinopteri; Labriformes; Labridae
Gene: kdm5ba
Product: lysine demethylase 5Ba
Exons: 27
Coding region: 147-4640 (1497 amino acids)
Biological process (GO): chromatin remodeling
Cellular component (GO): nucleus
Molecular function (GO): DNA binding; histone demethylase activity
Source: RefSeq, a predicted model, not a curated record
CAACUAGAUAAUUCGUCUUUGAGUUCAAUGAGUGAAGAGUGGACAUGAACUGAACGGAUAGAAGUUGAAAUAGCUUACUGAGCAUAUUCCGCUCGAGGAAGCCCCUCAGAAACAUUUCCAGCUGCAGUCAUACCGAAGAUGAAACGAUGACUCAACCACAACUGAAUGAGUUCAUUCCCCCGCCGGAGUGCCCUGUUUUUGAGCCCAGCUGGGAGGAAUUUGCCGACCCCUUUGCGUACAUCAACAAAAUAAGACCCAUAGCAGAGAGAACUGGCAUCUGCAAAGUCCGUCCGCCACCGGACUGGCAGCCCCCGUUUGCCUGUGAUGUUGACAGACUGAAGUUCACACCACGGAUACAAAGACUUAAUGAGCUAGAGGCUCAGACCAGAGUGAAGCUCAACUUUUUGGAUCAAAUUGCAAAAUUCUGGGAGCUUCAAGGAUGCACUCUGAAAAUUCCUCACAUGGAGAGAAAGAUUUUGGACCUCUACCAGCUGAAUAAGCUGGUGAAUGAAGAGGGAGGUUUCGAUGCAGUGUGCAGAGAGAGGCGCUGGACAAAGAUAUCAGUUAAGAUGGGCUUUGCUCCUGGCAAAGCCAUUGGCUCACAUCUGAGGGCGCACUAUGAAAGGAUCCUCUACCCAUACAACGUGUUUCAGACUGGAGACAAUCUGCCAGUACAUCCUGAAGCUCACUUUAAGUCUUCAACAGGAGAGAGAGCCACCUUGACCAAUGACACUAAAGAUAGGGAGUACACCCCUCAUGACCUGCCGCAGAGACAGUCUGUCCAACCUCAGGAGACCUGCAGUAUCGCUCGCAGAGCAAAGCGGAUGAGAUCAGAAAGAGGAUGUGUUAAAACUGAGCCUGGGGAAGUCCGUGAGAAUCGUCCCAAUCUCAGGAGGAGGAUGGGAACAUAUGCUGCCAAACAUGAACCAGUGAGGAUGGCGAUCACUGAGGUGAAAAAGGAGCCAAUAGAGCAGGUGGAUUGCACAGAUCAUGAAGAAACUGUGUUAAAUAAAAUAAACAAACCCACUAGUAAAGUGGACCAGUACAUGUGCCUUGUGUGCGGCUGUGGGACUGCAGAGGACCGCCUGCUGCUGUGUGAUGGCUGUGACGACAGCUAUCACAUCUUCUGUUUGAUCCCCCCCCUCCAUGAUGUUCCCAAAGGAGACUGGAGGUGUCCCAAGUGCCUGGCUCAGGAAUGUGGCAAACCUCCUGUCGCUUUUGGCUUCGAGCAGGCGGGCAGGAGCUAUAACCUCCAAUCUUUUGGCGACAUGGCCGAUUCCUUCAAGUCUGAUUAUUUCAACAUGCCAGUUCAUAUGGUUCCUACUGAGCUGGUGGAGAAGGAGUUCUGGCGUCUAGUCAGCACCAUCGAGGAAGACGUCACUGUGGAGUACGGAGCAGACAUUGCCUCCAAGGAGUUUGGGAGUGGUUUCCCUGUAAAGAACAGUCAUUUUGAAGUCGCUCCUGAGGACGAGCAUUACCUGAGCAGCGGCUGGAACCUGAACAACAUGCCGGUGCUCGAUUCUUCAGUGCUGACUCACAUUACAGCUGACAUCUGUGGGAUGAAGUUACCCUGGCUCUAUGUGGGCAUGUGCUUUUCCUCCUUCUGCUGGCAUAUCGAGGACCACUGGAGCUACUCCAUUAACUACCUUCACUGGGGGGAGCCAAAGACGUGGUACGGUGUUCCUGGUUAUGCUGCAGAGCACCUUGAGUCUGUCAUGAAGAAUCUGGCACCUGAGCUGUUUGAGUCCCAGCCAGACCUCCUUCACCAGCUGGUCACCAUCAUGAACCCCAACACACUGAUGAACAAUGGCGUCCCGAUCUAUCGGACCAACCAGUGUGCAGGCGAGUUUGUCAUCACUUUCCCUAGAGCUUACCACAGUGGAUUUAACCAGGGUUUCAACUUUGCUGAAGCAGUCAACUUUUGCACCAUGGACUGGAUGCCCAUUGGCCGAAACUGUAUAAGCCAUUAUCGCCAGCUGAGCAGGUACUGUGUCUUCUCCCAUGAUGAGAUGGUUUGUAACAUGGCCUACAAAGCUGACACGAUGGACGUGGAAUUGGCGUCUGCAGUGCAGAAGGAGAUGACAGUCAUGGUCCAAGAGGAGGAAGAACUCAGAGAGAAGAUUAAGAAGAUGGGUGUGGUGCAAUCUCGACAAGUUGAUUAUGAAGUGCUCCCAGACGAGGAGCGGCAGUGCUGCAAGUGUCGGACCACCUGCUACCUGUCUGGCAUCACCUGUGCCUGCAGUCCUGGCAAGACAGUUUGUCUGUACCACACCCAGAACCUCUGUUCCUGUCCUUAUAACAACCUUACACUCCAUUAUAAGUUUACACUGGAUGAGCUGUAUCCCAUGAGGGCAGCGGUGAAGCUGCGCGCAGAGUCCUAUAAAGACUGGGUCUUUAAUGUGAAGGAAAUCCUGGAGAACAAAGGAAGCAAGAAAAGAGGUUUGGAUGAGCUGCACAGUCUGGUGGAGCAGGGAGAAACAAAGGCCUUUCCACAGACCAGCCUCCUGGAUCAGCUACGUGUAGUCACCUCUGAGGCUGAUAAAGUUGCUGUGAUGGCACAACAGCUUCUCAACGGAAAGAGGCAGACAAGGUAUCGUUCUGGUGGAGGAAAAUCUCAAAACCAGAAUGAGUUGACUGUGGAGGAGCUGAGGUCGUUUGUACGACAGUUUGACAGCCUGCCGUGUAACAUCAGACAGGCUCCUUUACUAAAGGACCUUUUGACCCGUGUCGAUGACUUCAAGCAGCGCAGCGAACGUCUCCUCUCUGACGAGUCUCCCAGCCCACAGGAGCUGCAGGAGCUGCUGGACGUGAGUCUUGGUCUGGACGUGGAGCUGCCCCAGCUGCCACUGCUUAGAGAGAGACUGGAGCAGGCUCGCUGGCUGGAGGCUGUGCAGCAGGCCAACAGCCGUCCAGAGAGCCUCUGUCUGGACACCAUGAGGAGGCUGAUAGACCAGGGCGUAGGCCUGGUCCCACAUAGCUCUGUGGAAAGAGCCAUGGCUCGCCUGCAGGAGCUGCUGACUGUAUCAGAGCAGUGGGAGGAGCGGGUACUUGGCCUCAUGGAAUCCAGGCCACAUCACAGCAUAGAGACACUAGAAGCUGCUCUACUGGAAGUAGAAAAUAUCCCUGCCUAUCUGCCCAACUGCCUGCAGCUGAAGGACGUCGUCACCAAGGCCAGGGAGUGGCUGCAUGAAGCCGAAGCACUCCAGCUCGGGGGGCGUAUUCCUGUGCUGGACAGCCUCUCUGAGCUGGUUCUCGGAGCAGAAAGUAUCCCAGUGAGACUCGACCCACUGAAUAGACUGGAGGCACUCGUGAGUGAUAUCCAGACUUGGAAGGAGACCGCGGCAAAGACAUUCCUACUGAAAAACUCUCCUUUCUCUCUCCUUGAGGUGCUGUGUCCGAGAUGUGACGUAGGAGCUGGGUAUCAGAAGUCAAGAUCUAAGAAAUCAAAAGAAGCUGCACAAAUCUGUAAAAAAUCUUCAACAAAGCUUGAUUCUCUGAUUGAUGUGGAGAGAGCUCUCUCUGAGAGCAAGGACUCUGCCUCUGCAAUGGCCACUCUCGCUGAGGUCCACCAGAGGGAGAUGGAAAUCUUGAUGGCUCUUCGGGUUUCAAAUGAGUCCAAGCUUCUUUCUGCUGAGAACUGUUGUGCACAUAGUGUUUGUGUUUGCCAAAAGGCCCCUUUGGGUGCCAUGGUCCAGUGUGAGCUCUGUCGAGAAGUUUUCCACAGCAGCUGCAUUACGACAACCACAGAGCUUGAAUACAGCCAAGCCUGGCUCUGCCCACUUUGCCAGCGGUCGAGGAAACCUCCUCUAGACAAGGUUCUUCCCCUGUUGGCUUCGCUACAAAGGAUUCGGGUUCGACUGCCAGAAGGAGAUGCGCUGCGGUUCCUCAUCGAGAGGACAGUGCAAUGGCAGCACAGAGUUCAGCAGGCCUGCUCAGAGGGAGUGCUGGAGAAAGUGUCAAAGACGGGGAAAAUCCGGUCGUCUUCUCAUCUGCCUCAGGAAAGAAAUGGUUCCAUUUUUUACACGGAGCAGCAGUGUGUUCCUCUCCAGGGCCUCGGUCCUGAGCUGGAGGAGCUGAUUGUGGAGGGUUUCCUCCUGCAGGUCACUUUGCCUGAAACCGAGCAGCUGUACAGAUACCUGCUGUACAAACUGGCCCCCCUGCCGUCAAACAGCCCCCCCUGUGAGAACGACACAGAUGAAGAGCAACAGUCCAAUAAAGGGAGCCCCAACCACAAAAAGAAUGGAGUCUCAAGUCUUAAAAAGGAGUUGGUGAACGGACAAAGCAAAAGAACCAAGCGGCGAAAGGACAGCUCAGACUCUCAGCACAGCGAGAAGGCCAAGAAGAGCCGCAAGAAGAAGUCAAAGAAAAGCAAAGAGAGGAGUGAAGAAACCAAGAGGACUUGUUCUCCCACACACACAGUGUCAGACCACACUCCUUCAGACUCAGAGGAGGACUUCUCACUGUGUGCUGCACCAUGGUGCAGAGAGCCAGAGGGUGACGAGGUAAACUGGGUCCAAUGCGACGGCAGCUGCAAUCAGUGGUUCCACCAGGUCUGUGUAGGACUAUCUGCUGAGCGAGCAGAGAAGGAGGACUAUAUCUGUAUAAGCUGCACACAGCCGGACUAUGACCGAGGAGAAUGAAGACCAAAAAAGGGACUUUGAAGGACCAGCAGUUUUUGCUGCAGGCCACAGCACUUAAGCCCACACCUGAACUCUGUGGCUCCUCCCCUUUACCUUCUGGCUUGCCCCUAGUGAACAUGGUGCUAUUUACUGUUAUUUCCAGUCUUACAGAAGACUUCUGUCACUGUUUUUCCUAAUGGCUGGUUUUCUCAGCCAAUCAACUAAUCCUGAAACUUUCCAAGACUUGCUGCAGGUGUAAAAUAUGGCAAACUGUUUAAAGAACAGUGCAGGGAUUUUUCAACCAAAAAAAAAAAAAAGUCAAUUUGACAUCACAUUUUAGAACUGCUUUUUUUACAUGCAUCUGAACAAUGUGAAACUUAUCUUUCUCUUGUAGAGUAAAAUGUAUUUAUCGAAGCAAUAACUGAACUGAUUAAUUGAGGUUCAGUUUUCACCUGAGCUAUAUUUGUGUUUAGAAAUUCUUUGAUAGAAGCAAAAAACUCAGAAUUAACUUUAUGAAUCCUUUGGCAUUACACAGUUCAAUUAAAUAUUUGUGAACAGAAAUAACUUAAUAUCGAGAAAGCAACAACUGAACUCUGAAUUUAGCUUGACAUAACUCAUCCUUUAACAAAUCACUGACUUUGAAAUCAAUCAUCUGCACUUUCUGCAAAUGGUCCUGAAACCGUUGUUACUGGCAUUGGGUGUGGAUAGGUUUUGUUCACAAACUAAGUUUGAACUGUCUGACAUCAAAGGAAUGUACAUUUUGAGUGGAUUUUCCCUUUAUGGUUUAGGAUGAGAAUAUCGUGUUGGACUUAGAUUUAACACAUGCCGUGUGAAUUUUGCCUCUGGUAUAUAUGACUUUUUCUGCUCCUUUGGGUAAAUAAUAUAAUUCAUAUGUUGCGGUUUGCAUUAUAAAAUAAAAAAAGUCUCUUCCCA